Messenger RNA from Microcebus murinus (gray mouse lemur), 3176 nucleotides. RefSeq names its product TNF receptor superfamily member 1B (gene TNFRSF1B). Gene Ontology annotation, molecular function: tumor necrosis factor binding; tumor necrosis factor receptor activity. Gene Ontology annotation, biological process: positive regulation of oligodendrocyte differentiation; regulation of T cell proliferation; regulation of T cell cytokine production. Gene Ontology annotation, cellular component: membrane. The record is from RefSeq and is a predicted model, not a curated record. Lineage: Eukaryota; Metazoa; Chordata; Mammalia; Primates; Cheirogaleidae.
CUUUCGCUUUCAGUCGAGGCUCGCGGAGCCGGGAGAGAGGGUGCGAGCUAGCGCGGCGCGGGACCAGCGACCGCCAGACCAUGCCCGCGCUCAUGGCGCUCGCCACCCUCUGGGCCGCGCUGGCCGUCGGACUGCAGCUCUGGGCCGCGGGGCACGCCGUGCCCGCCCAGGUGGCAUUUUCACCCGAUGCCUCGGACCCCAGGAACAUGUGUCAGCCGAAGGAAUUCUACGACCAGACAACCCAGAAGUACUGCAGCAAGUGCCCACCUGGCUGCCGUGUGAAAGACUUCUGCACCGAGACCUCAGACACCGUGUGUGUGCCCUGCGAGGACAGCACGUACACCCAGCUCUGGAACUGGGUCCCCAGCUGUUUCAGCUGUGACUCCCGCUGCAGCUCUGACCAGGUGGAAACGCAAGCCUGCACCCCGAAGCAGAACCGCAUCUGCGCCUGCAGGCCGGGCUGGUACUGCAUGCUGAGCAAGCAGCAGGGCUGCCGGCUGUGCGCGCAGCUGCGCAAGUGCCGCCCCGGCUUCGGCGUCGCCAAACCAGGAACUGCAACGUCAGACGUGGUGUGCAGGCCCUGCGCCCCGGGGACAUUCUCCAGCACGACUUCAUCCACGGAGACGUGCAGACCCCACCGGACCUGCAGCUCGGUGGCCAUCCCUGGCAAUGCGAGCACGGAUGCAGUCUGCUCGCCUGCGUCCCCCACCUUGGGAGCGGCCCCGGGGCCAGCCCGCGUCCCCCGGCCGGCGUCCACGACACCCCAGCACAGGGAGCCAACUCCAGGGCCCAGCACGGCUCCAAGCACCUCCUUCCUGCUCCCAGUGGGCCCCAGCGCCCCGGCUGAAGGGGUCAGCAGUGGCGACAUCUCUCUUCCAGUCAGUCUCAUCGUGGGUGUGACAGCGUUGGGUCUGCUAAUAAUAGGACUGGUGUACUGUGUCAUCGUGAAUCAGAAGAAAAAGAAGCCCUCCUGCCUGCAAAGAGAAGGCAAGGUGCCUCACCUGCCCGCCGAUAAGGCCCGGGGCGCGCCAGGCCUGGAGCAGCAGCACCUGCUGACCGCGGCGCCCACCAGCAGCAGCUCCCUGGAGAGCUCGGCCAGCGCCGCGCCCGGGACGGCGCCCGCCGCGGCCAGCCAGCCGCAGGUGCCAGGCGCGGAGACGGCCGGAGGGUCUGCGGAGGCCCGGGCCAGCGCCGGGAGCUCAGAGUCUUCCCCUGGUGGCCACGGGACCCAGGUCAAUGUCACCUGCAUCGUGAACGUCUGCAGCAGCUCCAGCCACGGCUCACGGUGCUCCUCGCAGGCCAGCUCCACGGCGGGAGACGCAGAUGCCAGCCCCUCCGCUUCCCCGAAGGACGAGCAGGUCCCCUUCUCCAAGGAGGAGUGCGCCUUUCAGUCCCAGCGGGAGACGCCAGAGACUCUGCUGCAGAGCUCCGAGGAGAAGCCCCUGCCCCUGGGCGUGCCUGACGCCGGAAUGAAGCCCAGUUAACCAGGCCUGAGCCCUGGCAGGGUGGCCCUGUGAAGGGGUCCCGGUCCUUCUAGGCCCCCACCCCAGGACUCUGUAGCUCUUUCUAGGCCAAGUGUCUUUAGUGACUCCCCCCCCCAGCCUCCCUCUCACCUGCAGGCUGAGGGAUGAGACAGUGGGUCGUGGAAAGCCUCUGCUGUCCUGGCGUGUCCCUCUCGAAAGGCUGGCUGGGCAUGGAUGCGCGGGACAGCCUGGGCGAGGCUUUGCCUCUCCGUGGCCGGCCCCCGAGCUGGACCUGCGAGCUCGGCUUCUGGAGCCCUUGGUGUUUUCUUUUUAUUGCCCUGGCUCUGGCCUGGCCUGGGCUUCCAGAUGCUCUGCCAUCCUCCCCCCGACCCGGAGGGGCUUGCCGGGAAGGAGGGACGCCGCGUGAGUCAUCCAUCAAGACGGGAUUGUGCUUCAGCCUGAGUGCUGAGACUGCAGGACAGUCCCAGCACGGCAGGAGGAGGCCACUGUCGGAUGGUUGGCGGGGAGGCGGUGGCACCCCUCUGGGGGACGGGGUCCCUCAGGUUAACUCAGGACUCUUGGAAAGCCCCACCUCCAAAUUCACAUCUGCUAGCUUGUCCUUUCGCACCGUGGUGCAAACAUCGGAUGCCCGGUGGGUCCAGGCAGGCACCCUGACGCAGUGCCAUGGCCUGGGCAAGAUGACAAACUCCUCACCGGAAAUCUCCCAAGUUUGACAUGUAGCAGAUUAAACAGAAGUAAGUACCCUGCAGCGAAGGGAGCCAGCCAACAGCGAAGGAAGCCAGACUCUGAGGGCCAGGUGCAGCCCUUACCCCGCUAUUGUCCCCUCUGCUUCACUCCAGUACCGGCAGGCCGGGUCCCUCCUCCCUGGCCGCCUGGGGGGGUGCUCCAAGGCCACACGUGCACUAUCAGGGAAUUUCAGGAACUGGAGGUGACUGAGCCCCACAGCCGCCUCUCUCCUGCUACCUCAGCUUGGACCUUCCUCCUGCUUCCAGAGGGGUGUGCGCCUCUCGCCCUGCCCCCACUCCCUGGCCCCAGGGGGCUGCCGAGCCACUGUGAUCCCGAGUGGGUGUGAGAAGCCUUGUGUCUGGGCUGUGUGCUGUGGGUCUAAGCAGCAAAGGUCGUUAAGGCCAACGCCCUGCCUCCGGGCAGCCAAAGCCAUCCAUUUUGCCAACGGAUCCUUCCCCACUGGAGAGCCGACCGGCCCGCUCCAAACACGUGCCCAGAGCCCGGCAGAGGGUGAGCUGGAUCCUGGAAGGGAGGGAGAUCAGGGACUGACUCCUUGAGAGGCUGGUCCAGUCUCAGGUACUUGGAUCCCACGUUGAUAAAUUCCACUGGACUCGGACUUGGCAGCUGAACUACUGGCGGGCGGGAGAGCCCAGCCGUUACCAUGGAGACAAAGAGGGUUUUCCCAGCCUGGAAUCUUGGUGUCAGAGCGCCCGGACUGGCCAGGCCUGCCCACGCUGGUCCCUGCUCGGCAGUGGGGCGCGUCUGCCCCCUGGUGGGCAGUGCUGGGAGGACCUCAGGCUUCCUCUGCAGUCCCCGAGCAGAGCCUGUGGCCGUGAAUUAUUGCAAGGAGACUCUUCUGGGUGUGGCCUCUGUUCCUCCGCUGCAUUGAUCCUGAGACCAUGAGAGUUCGUACUAUAUGCUGGACAGCAUUCCUGCUUAUAAAUAAACCUGCGUUUGUUUGUUUUA